AUGACUGAAUUGAAGUUUGAAAAGAAAGUGAUAGGAACACAAAUGGAAGAAGAGCGUGCAGCGGUAAGUCUAUUUAUGAACCAGAUAAUCAGGAAGAACAUAAUUUAGAUCAAAAUGAAGAAACCAGAUUACAACUUAGAGACGGUGCUAUGAAUAGGUCUGGUUUAAAAUCAGUAAAUUCUAUACAAGUAGUAAAGCUAAUAGAGAAACAUUUAACUUUUCGAGGGAAUUUUAUGGAUGUAGAGGGUCAAAGAAAGAAGAAUCCACACCUAGUCAGAAACAAGAAGGUGUUUCGAGAUAUUAUGUUGAUCAACAUACUCUGAGGCAAUAUGGACAAGAACUGCCAGAGUUUAGUCAACCCCCUGCAUUUACAGAAAUAUGCCGUCCGCCAGUGAAAGUGUUAGAAGACGAAGUUUGGAGUCAGGAAGCAGAAGCCACAAUAGACACAGAUAUUGGAUCGUUGCAAACAUUGAGAGAUUUAGUGGGAAAUCCAGAAGUGUCUAACCAGCCGAUUGGGCAAGGGAUGUCACAGUUUAAUAAACAGUGUCAACAGUAG
This is a messenger RNA of Paramuricea clavata, 556 nucleotides long. NCBI's taxonomy places the organism in Eukaryota, Metazoa, Cnidaria, Anthozoa, Malacalcyonacea, Plexauridae. The record is from the annotation of a GenBank genome assembly.